AUGCAGCAGCAUCAAAUGCCACAUGCUCCCCCAGCGCCGCCGCCAGUUAUGCGGCCAGGCUUUUCAGGUAUGCCUGGGCUGGCCAAUGACUUCGGGCAUGUCCACCUUGACCCUGGUCAUCAUCUCGAACACAACAUGCACCAACCUGCCAUUCAAGUCAUUCAACCGCCUGGGUAUGGCCACAUGCCCGAUCCUCGCUCGUUCCCUAGCAAUGGCAAACCCCCCGUCGGCUACGCCGGUUAUAUUUUCACCAAGAACCCUGUUGAGCACGUCGGACAGAAGGAGACAUGGGCAAUUGUUCACAAAGAGCCAAUGCCGGCCUCCCAAGCCGACCUAAAAAAUCAAAUCGAAAAGCACCGCAAAAGGGGUGUUACAGGAUUAGAUCAAUACAUGCAUUCCGACAUGAAAGGUUUCAAGCGGAAGCAAAUUGACGAACUUAUUCGAGAAUGUGUCGCAAUGGAACCAGACCCGAGGUUCGAAUACAUCAUUGCCUCCAUUAGGCGCGACACAAGGCGACGACAAAGCGGCCUCGAGACAUCAAACAUGCAAGUCAUCUUGAAACGCCAACCCCGCACCGGUAUUGACAUGCAAGGCCCUGUCAUGGGCUUUGGCAGCGUUCGCCUGCCGUUAAGUGGGAUCGUUGAUCUUUCGGGCGCAGAUGAUUAUGAGAAGUCAAGUCAGAACAGUUCCAAUGGUCACAAACCUGGAGCCUACCCGUUUGAGCGCCACCUGAGUGAGCCUUGGGUGCAUGUCGUUCAUCCUGACGGAAGACCUCAGGCUCACCAUGCUCACUCGUACGAGAACGCACCGUCCCACGAUUUCGGCAACACCCAUGCCCAUAGCCAUGACCACCCCGGCAAUCAACAUGCCCACGGUUUAGAACAACCCCUCCACCCUCAUCAGGAUCAUCCUCCAUUCCAUGAGGAGGCUCACAAUACUAAGCAUGGCCAAAAAGAAAAGGCCAAAAAGCACAAGGGCAAAGAGACUAAAUCUCCUAAGAUAGUCUUCAUCUCAAAACACGAGAGUCACAAGUUGCACGAUCACCGUUCGGAUUCUUCCUCAUCGUCCGACAGUGAGUCGUCCUCUGGUGACACCGACCGAACACCUGACACAAUCAUCUCCAGCGAAGGCUCCCACUACCAUCAGAAGGACAAGAAACACCAUAAAGGCAAGCAUCACCGCAAAUCAAGCUCCCACGACCAUGAGCAUGAGCCCGUUAAAAUGAUUUAUCGUGAACACAAACGGAAAGAGCCCACGCGCAGGCUGGCGUCCCCUCCUCCGUCUCACAGAUCCCGCUAUCGACAUGAAGAUGUUUAUGUUGAGCCCGCGGUCACCUCUCACCGUAGGCCGGAGCCAAUGUACCCCAGAGAACGUCCUCCUUAUCAUCAUCGGGCCAUGAGCUAUGACGAUGAACGUCUUCAUGAUCAUGACAUGAGAGGACUCGGUCGGCGGCCUACUAUUUAUCGCAGGAGGAUUACUAGCACUGCGCAACCAGUCGACCCCUACGAGGAGAGGGCAGAGCGACGAAGGCAUGACAUGCUGGACAGAGAAAUCUGGGAAAAGGAAGAGGCUAUCAGGAUUAGGGAACGAGCUCGCAGAGACGCGGCUAGGGAAAGGAUGGAUUCAGAGAGGACGUAUCAUGCGCCUCCUCGGCCUCGAAUGGACAGGAUGCAUGGCUAUCACGACGAUCACUUGCACGGUUAUCACGAUGAUCGCUACUGA
Molecule: messenger RNA, 1722 nt
Organism: Letharia columbiana
Lineage: Eukaryota; Fungi; Ascomycota; Lecanoromycetes; Lecanorales; Parmeliaceae
Exons: 1
Coding region: 1-1722 (573 amino acids)
Source: RefSeq, a predicted model, not a curated record